AAAAAAAAUAGCAGUAAUAAGUACUUGGGAAAGAAAUAGGUUUGGUUUGUAAGAGGAAGAGGAAAAUGGGACUGGGACUGAGCGCGACGGCGAUCGGAGCGUUACUGGGUUUGGGUACACAGAUGUACUCCAAUGCUCUCCGGAAACUCCCCUACAUGCGCCAUCCGUGGGAGCACGUCAUCGGAAUGGGUUUGGGUGUUGUGUUCGUGAACCAGCUUUUCAAAUGGGAUGCCCAGUUGGAGAUUGACCGCGACAAGAUGAUCCAAAAGGCCAGGGACGCCAACGAAAGACGUUACAUAGAGGAAGAUGAUGAUUAAUACAUGUCUUCAAGGACUGCAGCAGUUGGCGAAAAUAAUCAUGAAAUAUGUUGAACUCGUUGCCUUUGUUUCUGAUUUCAUGGUGCUAUGUUUGUAAGUUAAGUCUGUCGAAACAUUUUCAUGCUAAUCAACCUAUUUUUGUGCACUAGCUUUUGCAAGCAGUGAAACUGUUACAUGAUAAUGUUCUGGCCUUGUGGCUUCAUUGGUAAUAAGAUUAAAUCCCAUGACUUGCUUGACUGUAAUAUCACGGGAACUGUGACUUCAAUACCUCUUA
Molecule: messenger RNA, 591 nt
Organism: Cajanus cajan (pigeon pea)
Lineage: Eukaryota; Viridiplantae; Streptophyta; Magnoliopsida; Fabales; Fabaceae
Source: RefSeq, a predicted model, not a curated record